UCCCUCAGUCAUGUAGGAGCUGCGAGUUUGAUAGCACGCACUUUUUCGCGCUCCUCAUUUGAAACCUCAAGGUGCUACCUACUUAGUCACUAACGUUACGUAUGCUACAUUUAAGUGUAGAUUUCUCAUGGAGCCUUUUGUACUGCAGUGAACCUUAUAAAAAAACAUCAGCGACUCGACCCCAUUGGAAUUUAGCGGAGACGCUUUUGUGACUGUGAUCAAGUGUAACAGAAAUUUUUCAGUGUUGAUAUUUCUCUAAAACAACGAACCCUCCUGAAACAACGGUUACUUUGUACGCAACGCGGCUGAUUCCCAUCUGGACCUCAAACGAAUUUUAAGUGCCAUCGUUGUGUACAAUUGGAUCCUCCUGGUAAACCCCACCGGCCCCCCAGUGACCUGUCCAGCCUUCUGCCACACUGCCAAAUUAUUCCCCAAGCUACUGUGGUUGACCUGAAGUGACCGUGUAUCAUAUUCCUGUGCAGAUUCCACCUCAGCUCCUGCUCUCGGCUGCCCCUACAAACCUGAUCUGUUUUGCCUUUUGGAGAGACGUAGGGAGCCGAAGUGACCCCGAGCGAGCGGAGGUAGCCCAGGUCACAUGCGACGACGGCUCUUCCGGUGUAACCUUAACUGACACGCCUGGCCAAGGUCUCGGUCUGGUUGGAUCAUUAAAGUUGUGGUGGCGGGAGAGUGCGCGCCGUAGUGUCGUCGGACAUGUGGACCGCUUGGUAACGCUAGUGAAAAUUAGUUAACAAGUGGUGGGCUGUAAGCACCAUGGCUGGUGUCAGAACCAUGUACGCUCCAUCCCCAUACACCGACUCCCUCAGACUCUGGAACUUCGCCGGCGUUUUCAACUACCUCUCAGGCGACAAGGGUGUGAACGAUAAGGGUGUGAGUCCCCAGACACCAACGGACGAGGCCGCCACACCCACCAAUGCCCCCAUCAGCCCUCCUUCCGAUGCCCUCACACCCACGUCAGAUGCUACCAUGGGAGAUGAGGGCGACUUCUUGAGCGGCGCCAGCGUGUCGUGUUCGGUGUGCCACAAGAAGUUCGCCAACAUUCACCGCCUGCAACGACACAUGAUCUCCCACCAGGAGUCGGACGUACUCAGACGGUUUAAGUGUGACGAGUGCGGCAAGGCCUUCAAGUUCAAACACCACCUCAAGGAACACAAGAGGAUUCAUAGUGGUGAGAAGCCCUUUGAGUGUGAACACUGUGGCAAGCGGUUCUCCCAUUCAGGGUCAUAUUCUUCUCACAUGUCCUCCAAAAAAUGCCAGCUUGGACGUGGCAGGACUAAUGGUCUGAUGCAACGUACAUCCCCACAGUUUCCAGGACCCCAUACCAAACGGCCUAUCCUUAAUGGAUCUUACUUACCAAUCUUACCCAAGGACAAGUCUCCAACCCAUUCAGCAGAUCUCGGGUAUUCCUCACCAACACGCCCCAUCUCUAGGGACUCUCUCCUCAUGUCUCCACCAUCACUAGUGUCUCCAAGUGGCCUCAGUAGUUCCAGUCUAACUGCAGGCUUGCCACAGGGAUUUUCCCAGAGUUUACCUCAAGGGCUUUCAGGCAAUCUCCAUCAAAGCUUGUCACCCUACCACCCUUUCAAUUCCCUCAUAUUGGCUGCACAACUCCACCCUCAGUAUUCAUCGCUCCUCUCUCUCACCAUGACCCAGGCAGCCCUCAACAAAGCUCAUCAGGAAGGUAGUGGAGAAAAAGACCACUGUGAAAAUGCACCACAGGAAGAUGAUGAUGACAGAGAGCCAGGUGAACUUGUUAUCAAGGAAGAGACAAGAGAGGAGGAAGAGGAAGAAGAGGGAGAACUUCAACAAGAAGAAAGUAAGCAAAACGAAAAGAACGACUUUCCAAAUAAGAGUGAUAAGGAAGGUAUGUCCACAUUGAAGAAAAUGUUAGAAAGUGUCAACACAAGUGUCACAAAACAUCAGUUUGAAGAAACAGUAUCAUCAGCUUCUCAGGGCUUUGCACUAGACUCUGCAGCCAUUGCUGAUGACCUUUCUUGUAGGCUGUGUGGCAGUACCUUCAGAAAUCGUAGUGAAGCUUUUCUACAUGCCUGCCGCCAGUGUCCGCGUCUUCCUGAAGUUACCUCUGCCAAGGGACAUCUAAUUGAGGGUCUGGCAGCAAGGUUACACGAGCUAGCAGAAAAUCAGAAACCUCAACGCCAUCAACAACGGCAGCAACCAUCUCAACAUAUUUCUCAGUCCCAAUAUAUGCAUAGUCGGGUCAUUUUGAGUAGGGAUGAGGAGAGAGAUGCAGAUUCUGGCCAUAUUGUAGAUGAUGAAGAGACCACCAGUGAUGGAAAGAAGGUUCGUGUACGUUCUCACAUCCGUGAGGAGCAGCUUAUUGUCCUGCGAGCCCACUAUGCUAUUAACCCCCGACCUAAGAAAGAAGAAUUGCUAACCAUUGCUGAAAAGAUUGGUUUUCCAGUUCGAGUGGUGCAGGUAUGGUUCCAGAAUGCUCGAGCUCGUGACCGUCGUGAGGGUCGGUCAAUUACCCCAACACCAACAUACUCCCAGGCCAGUUACCCCUCAAGCUACAGCAAUCCUAGCCAUACUCCUGCUAGCUAUACUCCUUCAAGCUAUGUUCCUAGCAGCUAUGCUCCGCCCAACACUCAGGCUAAUCCCAAGGCCUUAAGCAUUGGCUCCUAUUACUCGUCCCUGUUGGCACCACCAGGUCUAGUCUACCCUCUUCACAAUGGUCGUGCCUCGCCAAUACCUGCAGAUGGAGCAGAUGGAAAUGAUGAUGACCAACCGCUUGAUCUCUCCACAAAAAAAUCGUCUCCAUCAGCAUCACCAAAACCAGCCUCUGUAUAUUCUGAUUCAGAUGCAGAUUCCACCUCAUUGGCAAUUUCUUACAAAUCUGAAUCUCGCACACCUACACCUAACUCUCUCAAUAAUAAUAUAGCAGAACAAAAAGAAUCAAGUGGGCUAACAAUGACUGGUUUGCCCACUAUGAUCUCUGAACAACACUGCAAGUUGGCACAGAUUCUCCAUGGGGCAAAGCUUGGCUUGCCAGCAUUGUAUCCUGACCAUAUGGAUUCCAGUGAGAAACGACCGAGGGAUGAUGACAGUGGUGAUGAAAGCCGCAAGAGACGCCGUGAGGAAGAGGGUGGUAUUUUUCAGUGUGACCAGUGUGACAAGUCCUUCAAUAAACAAUCGUCCCUUGCCCGCCACAAGUACGAGCACUCAGGCCAACGCCCAUUCAAGUGUGAUCUCUGCCCCAAAGCAUUCAAGCACAAGCAUCAUCUAACAGAACACAGUCGACUACAUACAGGGGAGAAGCCUUACCAAUGCCACAAGUGUCUCAAGAGGUUCUCUCACUCGGGUUCCUAUUCUCAGCAUAUGAACCACCGAUAUUCAUAUUGCAAGCCCUACCAUCCGGAUGGCACUGCCCCUCAUUCAGAAUCCUCUACUCCCGUCCCUUCACCAUCAGACAGUGGCGUUGGUAUUAUUAGUAGUGCUGGGGAAGGUGUGUCAGUAAUUGUUACUGCCACAGCUGAUUCACUCUCUACAGUACCUCUCAUCCCAUCCCUUAUCUCACCAGUAGAGGAGUCAUCUGAAAACACCUCACCUGCAACACUUCCUGAAGCCCUCGAGACCACACCUACUACUAUAAAAGAAGAAGUUGUGGCGUAAAUCUGUGAAAUAUCUCAUGAACUGAGAAACAAAAAUUGUGAUGCAAAGAAUGUGUGACAACGAACAGAUAUUAAGAGAAUUUCCUAUAACAUUAAUUAAAUCAAAAUAGUGACUUGCAAUGGCAUGUCUAUGAUCAAAAAAUCAGUGAUGAAAGACGUAAAGUAUUUGAUGUUUCUUAUACUUGACAUAUUGUAAUGAGGGAAGCCUGCAUGCUUGGUGUGCAAUAUGUCGAGUGAUGUGCCACUUACAUUGCUAGAUUUACCUGGACAUACUAUGCAGUGUUUCUUUGUUAUUUAAAAAGAAUUAUAAUUAUAUUUACUUUUGAAUAGGAUUAAUGUGAAUUCGCAUGUGCCAAUCACUUUUAUCUUCACUUACGAAAACUUUUUAAGAGGGUCCUUAAGGCUGGAACCUGGAAAUGGGGCAGCUUCCUCUUGGUCCCUCAUCUUUCUCUCUUUCUGUCAUUCUCAUAGUUAAGUAGUUAUGAUAGUUAGGCGUUGAACCAAGGCGGGUUAGGCCCUUACACCUCCAGCCAGUACCUGUCCAAUACUCAAGUGUAGUGCCAGAGUGUAGUGCCGCAUAAAGAAGCAGUGUUGCCAAGAAAGAAUAUAUUUAUAUUUGAGAGAAAUAUGCAUUUGUAUUAUUAAUAUUGUCUGUAGAAGGAAUAUAUUAUUAUGAAGUAUUUUUUAUGUUUCACUUUCUUUUAGUAGCCUGGAGAAUUGCAAUUAAUGAAUUAUCUUUUAAGCACUCCUAAAAGAAAGUAAUUAUCUUCUGAAGAGUAGUGGGCAACACUGCAGUGAAGUAAGAAGAUGAGCAGGUAUUCCGCUAAUAAAUCCACUGUCUUCCAUAAGCGUACUAGGAACAAUACACGAUUCCCAGCGUCUAGUACUAGUGGAUCCCUCGUGCCUCGUGCCAGCAUCCUUAAUAGUGAUACUACCAGCUACCUUGGCUCUUGAUAAAUCAGUGUCAAAUUUAUUGCUUAACUAAAAGACAAAUAUAAACUUAAAACAAAGGACCAUUGUAGCUGGUUAUGUCAUACUGUUAGUCCAAAAUAAUCUCAACAUGUGCAAUCUUUCUAUUUUCUAGAUUUCCAAGGCAUGCCAUGUAGUUCUAUCAUUUUUCGAACAUUCUGAAGGUUCUCUUGUACCUCUUCGCUUCAGUUAUUCAAGUACUGACAACAUGAUUCUUUAACGUGUCUGUCAGCUGCAUUGUUAGUCAUAUUGCUAGUCUAGUUAGUUUUCUGUUGUCUUUUACUUGGCACUUGAUUAUCUUGCAUCUUUUAGCUUUCAGGAGCUAAUUUCUUCAUGCUACUUUCUUAUCUAUAUUGUCAAACGAAAUGCCAGUUUAACUUGGUUGUAAGCAACGAUUGUGCCAAAACGACUACUGGAGAUUUCUAAUAGGAUCUUGUUAGGAAUGUGGAUAACAUUUAGAAUUUUAUUUUUAUCAAGUAUACAUAUGCAAAUUUAUUUUGUAUAGAGACCAUACUUCACCACAAUAGUGUACCAGAGUGCUUCCAUAUCACCCUGAGCCGGGCCCAAGGCUAUACACAGAGUAACGUCCAUGACAGGUGACUAACUGGCAGCGUCGACCACUAAGGCUCCCAGUCAAAGUCUUUCACCUCCUCACUUCCUGUAGAUUCCCAUAAAAGGGUGCCGUGAGAGGGCUCCACAUAGGAGACCUCAGAUUGCUGUCUUUCAUACAAGUCAGGGGCUUUCUUGCGGUGUCCCUCCUCAACUUACCAACAUCCUAUUGUCACGUGACCCUCUCCUGGCCAAUAGCAUUCCUCUAUUUCGCCCGAUCCCGUUCUCUCUAGUCUCCUGAUUGGUGGCUUCACUUUGGUCUCUGUACUCUUCGGGGAACUCUGGAAUUUGAUUGGCAAAGUGAGCACCAAUAGCAAGGAGGUUUGAUUCAGUACAUUCCCCUUUGCUGUUUGUUCAUCCAUAAACAUUUUUAGAAAGUAAGUACAUUUUAAUUGGAAAUGGCGCUGUGACUGCAACGAACAGCAUGACAACAGGGCCAUCAUGUUUGAACGGUGUCGUGCCUUUUCAUCUCUGUGGAAUCUUGCUGUAUAUAUAUAAAUAUAUACAUAUAUAUAUAUGUAUAUGAUUAUAUAAUGUAUAUAUGUAUAUAUAUGUAUAUACUGGGCGCAAAGAAUGCGUUUAAAGUUCUGUAGAUGGUUAAACGGAAGAUGUUUGCAUUCUCAAUAAGCAUUCCAACGUAGCUGCUAGAAGUGACUUUCAAUGUGUGAUAUAAAGAAAGAUCCCUUAAAUGUCCAUGACUGCGCGGAGAAAUUUAUUUUUUGUCCCAUUUGCUCUCUCAACAUUUCCCUCCAAAAUAUGGUAUUCCAUUUUAUUAUUCCGUAGUAGCCUAAUCUAGACCUAGAUUUUUUCCUAUUAAUGUCCGAUCUUUGACUCUACUGUGGUGUAUAGGCUUGUGCAGUUUUUACGAUCUCGCUACAAAUGCUCACAAAUCUCUGCUUUCAUAUGGAGAGAGAAAAAAGUCAAUUUAUAAAAAAACUGAAAACUGAGCACGGGCCUAGACCCUCUCUUUGGUGCCAGACUUUGCGGUUCUGUCCAGGCUGUUUACAUUUCCUAUAAGGAGUUUUUUAAAUGUAAGAAUAAACAAGCAUGUUUUUAAAGAAAUGCCUAAUAUAUAUGUAUAUAUUGUGAACAAAUUAUAAACAAAUAUUUUGUAUGUAAAGUGAACCAUAUGCAUUUACAAGAAGAGAUACACUCUUAUAAAUAACAUAAAAAAGUAAAUAAGGAUCACGAUUAUGCCAGUGGACAGAAUCGUCAUCUGGAUUCCUUGCCUUCCAACCACUUUCUCUCAGUGUUUCCUACGUCACUCUCCAUAUUGUGUGUUCGUGUGUCUGUGUUUAUCCAGUUCCUUCACUUUGAACUUGGAACACUAUGGAAAACCUUAUAUAGUUCAUCAUCCCUUGUCUUUAUAAGUGAUACACAUUUGACUUUUAAACAGGAUGCUUUCAAGUACAAAGAACAUAGAGACCCCAACUUGAAUGUAUUAAAUUACAGGCAGAUAAAUGGCAUCUUUUCUAUGUCACUUGUUUCAAUGAAAAAUAACGUUCCUACUACAUAUGUAUGUUUUUGGUCUAUUCCAAUUACACUGUGCUUCCGUCAUAUAUAUAUAUAUAUAUAUAUAUAUAUAUA
This is a messenger RNA of Procambarus clarkii (red swamp crayfish), 6812 nucleotides long. RefSeq names its product zinc finger E-box-binding homeobox protein zag-1. The record is from RefSeq and is a predicted model, not a curated record. Lineage: Eukaryota; Metazoa; Arthropoda; Malacostraca; Decapoda; Cambaridae. Gene Ontology annotation, molecular function: DNA binding.